AUGGACACCGAAACCAAUGUACCGGUCCACAGACCACAGGCGGACGUGCAGCUCACAGUGACACCGGAUGCUGGGGUGCAUGGUGUGGGGAGGGAGGAGGCUGGGGUUGAGAUUUGGGAGGCCUGA
Plenodomus lingam JN3 is the source of this 126-nucleotide messenger RNA. NCBI's taxonomy places the organism in Eukaryota, Fungi, Ascomycota, Dothideomycetes, Pleosporales, Leptosphaeriaceae. The record is from RefSeq and is a predicted model, not a curated record.